Messenger RNA from Lactuca sativa (garden lettuce), 1278 nucleotides. RefSeq names its product actin-depolymerizing factor 5. Lineage: Eukaryota; Viridiplantae; Streptophyta; Magnoliopsida; Asterales; Asteraceae. Gene Ontology annotation, molecular function: actin binding. The record is from RefSeq and is a predicted model, not a curated record. Gene Ontology annotation, biological process: actin filament depolymerization. Gene Ontology annotation, cellular component: actin cytoskeleton.
AUAGUACAUGUAUAUAAUAAUCCCCAUAAACGAACAGUUGAACACCCGCCAUAUUCCAUCUUCUCCCAAAAUCAACUUUUUUUCACACACUUCUCUCUUCCACUACCUCAAAAACCUCACAAGAAGAUUCAUCCACCAUGGCUAUGGCUUUCAAGAUGGCGACAACGGGAAUGUGGGUGACGGAUGAAUGUAAGAGCUCGUUUAUGGAGAUGAAAUGGAAGAAAGUUCAUCGAUACAUAGUGUUUAAGAUCGAUGAGAAAUCGAAAUUGGUUACAGUUGAUAAGGUUGGUGGCGCCGGAGAAGGCUAUUCCGAUCUUGAAGCUUCUCUUCCCGGCGACGACUGCCGUUACGCCGUCUUCGAUUUUGAUUUUGUCACCGUUGACAAUUGCCAUAAGAGCAAGAUCUUCUUCAUUGCAUGGGCUCCAAGUGCUUCAAGAAUAAGGGAAAAAAUGUUAUACGCAACAUCAAAAGAUGGAUUAAGAAGAGUGUUGGAUGGCAUCCACUAUGAAGUCCAAGCAACAGAUCCAACUGAGAUGGGAUUUGAUAUCAUUCAAGAUAGAGCAAAAUAAUUGAUUUAAUCAAAAUGGUUAUUUACUAAUAAAAAGACUAAUUAAUCUUGAUUUCUCACUUGUUAUUUUCGAAAGAAGAACUUAAAAAAUUCAUAACAAUAAUAAAGUUACAUGUUAUGAAUUUGAUAAUUUUUUCUCUGAAAAAAAAAAUCGAGGACCAAAAGAAGUAAAAUGGCGGCUACGAUAUAUUUUCGUGUCGAAUUUUAUAUCUGUAUAUGCAUAUUAUAAACCUAUGUUUCAAUAUGUUUAUACAGAAUAUGAAUAUUCGACUACUGAAAAUUUAUGUAAGAAUUGCUAAUUUGCUUCUAUAUUUACCAAUUUAAGAAAAUAAUUAAAAGUAUAUUUUGUCAAAUGGUUAAAAUUUAGCUAUGGUCUAUAUGGGAUGAAACAAUGGACGUUGUUUAAAACAAUUUGGUUUUGAAAAAAAUUGAUAAAAGUGAUGGAUCAUGAUAAGGUCUUUUUAGUAAAUAACCAUAGAUUAAUGAUAUGAGAUUGGAUCGAAGCUAUAUAAUAUAAUGACCCCUUCACAUCAUGUUUUGGCAUAUUUCAAUCAAUUAUAGAGUUGCCAUCUUGUUCUUAUCACUAGAUAUCCACUAUAAGUUCUUGUUGAUUAAUGCACUAAUGAUAUAACUUUAUGUACUAAUUUUGUAAUAAUUAUUGUCUUUUUUUUCUUAUCUAAUGGAAAAGGCCCCUUUUAUGUUUCUCUCAA